Molecule: messenger RNA, 4516 nt
Organism: Liolophura sinensis
Lineage: Eukaryota; Metazoa; Mollusca; Polyplacophora; Chitonida; Chitonidae
Product: testis-expressed protein 52-like
Exons: 3
Coding region: 152-997 (281 amino acids)
Source: RefSeq, a predicted model, not a curated record
AUAAACUACUGCCAUGACAACAUCGCGCGUCAAAAUGGCGGCAGCUCUUCGUGAGCAGUUUCCGCUGUAGCGGAUAAAACGAGCACACGAUGAUGUGACAGAAGAGAGAUAGCCUGGUUUAGUUUGCACUUUGAUCUGGUGUAUUGGGGAGAUGUCCAUGACCAUGAAACUGCCAACACUGGCAGAACGUGAAUUGCUGAUGACAUCGUAUCAGCCAUUUUCAUCAGGGUUUCUGCCAAGGCCUUCUCAAAAGCUUGCUGUGCAGAAAAAGCCCCAUAACAUGCUUGAUAUAGAGUGCAAACAUUACCUGCGAUGUCCUUCCUCUGAGAGUGUUCACGGUCAUUCGUCUGUUCAGCACAGACUCUGGAUGGAAGCUGGAAAGUAUGAUGCCCCUUUCCCAGAAAAACCAGACCCAAACUACAACAGCAAUGUGUGGAGAAACUUUCGUAAGCAGUAUGGGUUUGAUGUGAAGACUGAUGGAAGAACAAUUUCUGAGGUGAUAGCGACUAUGUAUCCACUAAACAUCCCUGCUCCUUCUCGGGUGGGUGAAAAUACCUUUGCAAAAUACAUAACAGAGACAAAACUAUUCAGAAAUGAAAAGUUCAAGGCCUUGGCUGUCCAACGCACGUCAACAGAUAUCAAGGAAUUCAGGCAGUUACGUGUCAGAAGUGAAGCCAGGAAUCCACCCUUAGAUGAGCAAGGUCAGAUACUCCCACCAGAAAAUUUCAAGAAAUACCACCACCGCUUCAUCCCUGUGAACCUAACUGAGCCAGAAGGUUCAGGUGAUGAGGUAAGAGUUGACAUGUUUGGACAGAAAACUAAACCUGCUGUCAAAACUGGGCCGUACCUGUGGAAACUCACAUCAAAGCUAAGUAGCCCUGAGUAUGGAAAGGUCAGCCAGGAGGUGGAGAGGAGGAAAGCUGAGCACAAGAAGAAGAUGGUCACCUUUAAGCCAUUGCAAAGGUCUCUGCCGGUUCAAAUGGUUGUGAACAAAUGACAUUGUGAAAAAGCUGCUAACCUAGCGCAAUCAAAUACAGGAUAAGAAAUUAAUACAUAUCAUGAGUGAUGUGAAUUCUCAUCAAAAAGAGAACGUGCUCAAGAUAAACCUUCAUGGUUAUCCAUACACAUAAAAGUUGCUCAUUCUCACUGAGAAUAUAUGGUGUUGUGUGUGUAUUUAAAAAAAUCAUGCGCUUACACAUUUCAUUUUACCCAGAUAUCAAGACUGUAUUUUGAGUGUUUAUUCUUUAUUUUUUUGGACAAAAUAACAAAUCCUGAAAACUAGAAUUGCUCAUUAGAAUGCAGUAUACUUAACCCUUUAAACACCAUAAGUCCUGCAGUGUGCCUGAGAUUACUGGUGUCUAGUGCUGAUUUCUCCAUGCAGCACCCUGAAAUGUAUUAAGUUAGUAAUACCUGGUUUCGGUUCAUACAGAUUAACAGAGACUUUAUGGGUGACGUGCUUAAAAGAACUCUCGUUAUUGGCCCAUGUUCACAGACCCUAUUUCAUUGAAUUGUUCAGAAAACUUUUUUCUCACAAUUAUCUUAUAAAAUGCAAGCUCAGUUAAAAUAAUGCUGGACCAGAGGAGUUUCACAUGUAGUAGUUGAUUCCAAACCAGAGGAAUUGCAGGUGUAUUUAAUUACUUUUUUAGUUGCUUCAUUGGAUAUACAAUGGAACUCAUUUACCUGUAGCUCCUUUGAGUAUUUUUCAGGUUUCUGCCCAAACUGUGAUAACCUAUUCUCAUAGACAGAAAUUGGUAAUAAGCAAUGUUAAACUACAAUUUGUAAAUCUGUUUUAUGGUCUAAAUACUAAUAGUUAUAAAGGCAUGUAAGAUUUUUCAUUCUCGAGAUCUGUUUUAAAAAAGUAGUGAUAUUUUUGUAUUUACAUAUAUAUGUAUUUAUAUACUAUAUGCCACUUCAAGAUAGAGUAUUUUUGUAUUUGCAUUUUUCCUAUGCAUAUCUACUAAUUGCUCAAAAAAAGUUUGUUGUGAAAUAUAAAAUUGCAUCUGAUGCAAUUUACUUUAAUUUUUUGUUUGUUUUUGUUUUGGGGGCGGGGGUCUCGUCAGCAUCAUUUCUAUCUCAUUUUAUUUAGAUAAUUCAUAUAUUUUAAUGAUUGUUGAUUAAUGCUGUACUCAAGACUGAUUCGCUCAUACAAUGGCAGUCAGUUCUAAGAGUGAAGGAAACCAGAGCGCCCAGGGUGAAGCACUCGCCUUUGAGAAGUUGCUUCCAAACUUUCCCAUGUGCGACAUGCAGGUAUGCAUCCCAUGCUUGUGGAAGACAAGCAGUCCUCAAUGAACGUUCAUCCACACAAGUGUCAUCAACUGAAAAGUUUCACAAAAGAGUGAGCUGAGAAAUGGUUUUGAACCUGUACCUUGUGUGGCUCUGACAAAGCAUCUUAACCACUCAACCGUUUCUAAACAAUUGCUCUAAAUGAUCUAAUAAAUCAUUAGAAUGUCUGUAAAGAUCUUGUAUUUCUGAGGAAAUCAUAUCUGAUUUUCACAACAUGCUGACAUAUAUUAAUAAAGACAUAUUUUACUAAAUAUCCUAUUUCUAUUGAGUUAAUAAUCUGUACAAUAAUAGACUUGUGUUUACAAACAGAGUAGUUCUUCAAAUGUCAGCCCAAAGUUCAAAAUUUGUUCAUCAUACCCAGUAAACUGGAAUACUUGCACAAAAGCCAGACUGAUGAAAAAAAAAAACAACUACUUGUAUACUCACUGGGACUAUCAUAAACAGGGAUAUGCACAGGGCCAGUCUCCUUUAAAAUUUUAUGUUUGUCACAGGACAGAUUGAAACAAAUACAUGUAAUUUCUGAUUCACAACUUAUUCUUUUCGACAGAUUAUUCCUUUGAAACCCAUUCAACAACAGAAAAUCAUUUAAAAUUCCACAAAUCUUACAAUAUUACAUGAAAAUUAUAAAUUAAAGAGUAGAGCCCCAUGUCAACAUGAUCUGUAAAGGAAGAGUGAGGCUCGCAAGCCAACAACACACCUUUCUGAACUGUCAUUCAAGGACACCAGUUUGAUCAAUCAAGAUUAAUACUAAUCAAUACUAGUCAGUCAACUGGAUGUCCCACACUUCUGUUCUUGCCCCAAUUCCUUUCCCUAUCAACUUGGCAUUGUAAGCAACUGGAUCCUACUGGACAAAGUCAAACUCCCCAUUAUACGCAUGACAAAAGUUUAACAAAUCCUUGCAGUCAUUAGCACUUUAACCAACUGUGUGCAAGCAAGUGCUGAUUAACAAAGUUAGAAUUUGCCGGUGACCGCAAGUGCUCAUAGUUCCACUAAAACCAGCGUCCAAUGGGAUGCUCCCAAUUCACAGCUUCCAAAUGUUCUCAGUUGCUUCCUGUCACCAAAACCCAGUUGCUCCCAGAAGAGAAAUUGAUCUAUGCCAGCUUUACAUAUUAUAAUGUCACAUUAAAAAACGUUACAAUAAGCUGAAACUUAGGAACAAAGAGACCAGAUCAUACUGUAAUGUCUCGAAUGUAUAUGAAUGGACUUUCACCCAGACCAUAGUGUAACGUCUCGGAUGUAUUAGAAUGGACUUUCACCCAGACCAUAGUGUAACGUCUCGCAUGUAUUAGAAUGGACUUUCACCCAGACUAUAGUGUAACGUCUCGCAUGUAUAUGAAUGGACUUUCACCCACACCAUAGUGUAACGUCUCGCAUGUAUUAAAAUGGACUUUCACCCAGACUAUAGUGUAACGUCUCGGAUGUAUUAGAAUGGACUUUCACCCAGACUAUAGUGUAACAUCUCGCAUGUAUUAGAAUGGACUUUCACCCACACCAUAGUGUAAUGUCUCGCAUGUAUUAGAAUGGACUUUCACCCAGACCAUAGUGUAACGUCUCGCAUGUAUUAGAAUGGACUUUCACCCAGACUAUAGUGUAACGUCUCGCAUGUAUUAGAAUGGACUUUUACCCACACCAUAGUGUAACGUCUCGCAUGUAUUAGAAUGGACUUUCACCCAGACUAUAGUGUAACGUCUCGCAUGUAUUAGAAUGGACUUUCACCCACACCAUAGUGUAACAUCUCGGAUGUAUUAGAAUGGAUUUUCACCUAGACCACAGUCUAACAUCUCAGAUGCAUUAGAAUGGACUUUCACCCACACCAUAGUGUAACAUCUCGGAUGUAUUAGAAUGGAUUUUCACCUAGACCACAGUGUAACAUCUCAGGUGCAUUAGAAUUGACUUUCACCCAGAUCAUAGUGUAAUGUCUCGGAUGUAUUUGAAUGGAUUUUCACACUGUACUAAAGACCAUUUAACUUAUACAAAAACAGCCUGGGUUAAGAGUGAAAAAAAAAACAUGGGUACCUGACAAACCCACCGGGUUAAAGUGAUGACAGAGGUACUAUCAGCACGGUAAUACCCUAUGAUCAGAUUGGUUAGGGUCUGAUCUGGUGUUGCCACAGUAACGGUUUCGCCACAAUGAACCAGCAAGGACCCGGCUGCUCACUAUAAAAGUAGAGUUGCCUGAACACUAUCUCGCGCUUUAUGAAAACAUGCAAAAACACAAAACACAUACAAAACA